Messenger RNA from Nannospalax galili (Upper Galilee mountains blind mole rat), 2085 nucleotides. RefSeq names its product zinc finger protein 689 (gene Znf689). Gene Ontology annotation, biological process: regulation of DNA-templated transcription. The transcript has 3 exons. Lineage: Eukaryota; Metazoa; Chordata; Mammalia; Rodentia; Spalacidae. The coding region runs from base 367 to 1869 and encodes 500 amino acids. The record is from RefSeq and is a predicted model, not a curated record.
UGGGCGUGAAGCCAUCUCGCAGCGCCAUUACACUUCAGGGCAAAGGGGUUAAGAAGCCGGCAUGGCGCUCAGGUCAAUAAAAUCGAUAGCUGGAACCUGCCUGUGUUCUAGGCAAAGGCGAUGCAGUAGCCGCGCCGCCAUUUUCCCCGAAGGCAUCUUCCGGUGCCUUUCACCCAAGUUGGAGCAGGAGUUUCCUGGAUAACGGAGCGGUUCUGACAGCCCCUGGGGCGGCCGAUCCUGCCCCUGUGGGCCUCCCCGACCACACGCCGGCCGAGCGGCUCGGGGCUCCUGGAUCCGGGGUCGCCAGCGCCCGGGGAGGCCGCGAGGGGAGGCAGUGGGGCAAGUGGGGCAGGCCCGGCAGGCCGGAUGGCGCUGCCUUCCGCGCCGCUCCCCGCGCGGGCACCCGGAGAGGCCGGACCUGGUCGGCGAAAGGGAAGGAGAGCCAGGGCCUUGAAGUUCACGGACGUGGCCGUGUACUUCUCCUCCGAGGAGUGGGGGUGUCUGCGGCCGGCGCAGAGGACUCUGUACCGGGACGUGAUGCGGGAGACCUACGGCCACCUGGGCGCGCUCGGAUGCGCAGGUCCCAAGCCAGCUCUCAUCUCGUGGUUGGAAAGAAACACCGAUGAUUGGGAACCCGCUGCCCUAGAUCCCCAGGAGUACCGGAGAUGGGUAACGUUCCAGAGAAAAACCAAAGCCAGACAGAAGAAGGGCGAGAAGGAAGUAUUCCCGCCUAAGGAAGCACCCCGAAAGGGGAAAAGAGGGCGGCGGCCCAGCAAACCCCGGCUGAUCCCCAGGCAGACGUCUGGGGGCCCCAUCUGCCCUGACUGUGGCUGCACCUUCCCUGACCACCUGGCUCUGCAGAGCCACAAGUGUGCCCAGAAUCUGAAAAAACCUUACCCUUGUCCUGACUGUGGGCGCCGCUUUUCCUACCCUUCCCUGUUGGUCAGUCACCGGCGGGCGCACUCGGGCGAGUGCCCUUACGUUUGUGACCAGUGCGGCAAACGUUUUUCCCAGCGGAAGAACCUCUCCCAGCACCAGGUCAUACACACGGGCGAGAAGCCCUACCAUUGUCCUGACUGCGGCCGCUGCUUCCGUCGCAGCCGGUCCUUGGCCAAUCACCGGACCACACAUACGGGCGAGAAACCACACCAGUGCCCUAGUUGUGGGCGGCGCUUUGCCUACCCAUCCCUGCUCGCCAUCCACCAGCGCACGCACACGGGAGAGAAGCCCUACACUUGCCUAGAGUGCAACCGCCGCUUCCGCCAGCGCACUGCCCUGGUCAUCCAUCAGCGCAUCCACACCGGGGAGAAGCCCUACCCUUGUCCGGACUGUGAGCGGCGCUUCUCUUCUUCCUCUCGUUUGGUUAGCCACCGGCGGGUGCACUCUGGCGAGCGGCCCUAUGCCUGUGAGCACUGUGAGGCCCGAUUCUCCCAGCGCAGCACCCUGCUGCAGCACCAACUCUUGCACACAGGGGAGAAGCCCUACCCCUGCCCCGAUUGCGGACGUGCCUUCCGGAGGAGUGGCUCCUUAGCCAUACAUCGCAGUACGCACACUGAGGAGAAGUUGCACGCGUGUGAGGACUGUGGCCGCCGCUUUGCAUACCCCUCACUGCUGGCCAGUCACCGGCGUGUGCACUCAGGCGAGCGGCCCUAUGCCUGUGACCUCUGCUCCAAACGCUUUGCCCAGUGGAGCCACCUGGCUCAGCAUCAGCUUCUGCACACCGGGGAGAAGCCUUUCCCCUGCCUUGAGUGCGGCCGAUGCUUUCGCCAGAGGUGGUCUCUGGCUGUUCACAAAUGCAUCCCCGGCGCCCCAAACUGUAACCCUAGAUCUGGUUUAGGGGGGUCCAGCCAGAGGAGCAGUGUUCUUUAGCAUGAAAAGGACUAUGAACAUUUAUUUUAUUGGAGGCGUCCAGAAACUGCAAAAAGCUGCCCGAGGUCAUACAGAGCAGUCAGAACUAAAGCUCAGGUCUGCUCCACACACCUGAACUUCAGUACUCCAUCACACUGGCUUGCCAACCUGUGCAUGUCUAGAACCUCCCAGCAGGAGAGGUGACAUCACUUGAUUAAAGUUUUCCAAGUUAAUCAA